AUGCGCCUCCCGUUCUUUGCCGCCCUCCUGGGCUUCCUCACCACCUCCCUCGCGCACAACAUCCAAAUGGGCGCGCAUCAACGAGAAUGCUUCCACGAGGUCCUGCAUAAGGAUGAUAAGAUGACAGUCACAUUUCAGGUUGGAGACAGAGAAUUUGGCGGUGCGGGGAAUCUGGAGAUUGACUUCUGGAUCGUCGGCCCAACGAACGAAUACGUAGCCAACCAAAAAGCCGUCUCCUCCGGCGAUUAUUCUUUCGACGCGAGGGACGAUGGCAAGCACUUAUACUGCUUCAGCAAUGAAGCUUGGUCUGCGAGCACGAAGGAGGUCAGCUUCAAUGUGCAUGGGAUUGUCUAUGUGCCCGAGAGCGAGGCGCCGAGCGAUCCGUUGGAGGCUGAAGUCAAACAACUCACCGAGCUCCUAAACCAAGUCAAAGACGAACAAUCCUACAUCGUUGUCCGCGAGCGAACACACCGCAAUACAGCCGAAAGUACAAACGGCAGGGUCAAGUGGUGGAGCAUAUUUCAGCUGGGAGUUUUGAUUGGGGAGGGCAUAUUUCAAGUCUGGUGGCUGAAGAGGUUCUUUGAGCUAGGUCCAAGUGAAGUUGACAAUAGUGCAAUCCCAGCCAUCCUAGGAAGUCCAUACGCCCAAUUCUCCUCAACACUACCCAGUCCUCCUCAACGAACUCCUCAUCCCGUCCACCCCUCACGUCUGCGACCCCAGACCAUCAAGCCUCCCCCUCUCAUCCGAAACCGCACAAACGAUCCCCUCGACGUUCUCGUCAAACGCGCACUCCAGCAUCCCCAUCGUGUGCACCACAUCCCCCGCCACCUGCGCGUCGAACCGCGCUCUGAUCUCGUUCCAGUACUUCCGCGCCACGAAGUGCCUAUCGUAUAUGGACCCGUUCCGUGUGACGACGUCGAGUAUCACGUCCACGAGCAGGUCCCGUUCUCGGAGUGCGAGCAGGGGUAG
Molecule: messenger RNA, 969 nt
Organism: Letharia lupina
Lineage: Eukaryota; Fungi; Ascomycota; Lecanoromycetes; Lecanorales; Parmeliaceae
Exons: 4
Coding region: 1-969 (322 amino acids)
Biological process (GO): Golgi organization; endoplasmic reticulum to Golgi vesicle-mediated transport; protein retention in ER lumen
Cellular component (GO): Golgi apparatus; COPII-coated ER to Golgi transport vesicle; endoplasmic reticulum-Golgi intermediate compartment
Source: RefSeq, a predicted model, not a curated record